AAAGUGCAUAAGAUUUGAACACCGGGAAGGCUUUUGUUGUCUCGUGAGGAGGAUGGCGAUAGAUGCAGUUGAAUCACCAUCUUCAUCUUCCUCUCCAUCUGCACUCCAUUUCAGGUUUUGUGACAGUCAACCACGGCACUACUAUGUCGCCGUCGACAGAAUUCAAUUCAAAAUGGAGACUUUGGUAGAUCUGUUGGGGGUGGCGGGCCGACGUUCAUCCUUACCUAUGGUGCUCUGUUGCAGCUCAAGAGAUGAACUUGACGCUGUCUGCUCAGCUGUCUCCAACCUCCCCUACAUUUCUUUGACUUCACUGUACAGUGAUCUUGCUGAAGCUGAGCGCAUUUCAGUAUUUGACAAAUUCUGUGAAGCAGUCAUGGAGUGGAACCAAAAUAUUGCUAAUCCCGAGGAAGACAUUGAAACUGGGAACCAAGAGAACAAGUCGCAUGUGGUAGUUGUGACGGAUGCGUGCCUGCCUCUUCUUGCUUCAGGGGAGUCACCAAUUUCUGCUCGUGUUUUGAUAAACUAUGAGCUGCCUACCAAAAAGGAAACAUAUUUGAGGCGCAUGACAACCUGUUUGGCAGCAGAUGGAAUUGUAAUUAACAUGGUUGUUGGGGGUGAAGUGGUGACCUUGAAAAGCAUUGAGGAAAGCAGUGGGAUUGUCAUAGCUGAGAUGCCCAUUCAUAUUUCUGAGAUAUUGUGAGGAUUUCUCCCCAAAAACAGGCAAAGAAGCCAUUUUACAUGGAUAUGUUUCUAAUAAGGCCAUUUUGGGAGUUAACCUGAUUUGAAGUCUGAUUAUCUGAUCUUGUGGUGCUUUUAUCACUGGGCGCUGAGACACGAGCAUGUUCUCUUUCCAAUGACAAAACUGUCCUGGUUAAAUUAAAUGCUCUACCAGUUUAGGUGCUACUCUUCUGAACUUUUACUUUUUCUAUAGUUGUGCAUAAUGUUAUACAGAUAAUCUUUAGUUGUAUGAUUGCAUUAUUCUUUUGUCUAACUUUUUUUUUGGUUAUUGUGCUAAACUACUACUACCACUGCAUAAUGACAACACCUUGGUGGCAUCCUUUAGUCUACAUUAACUAUUUUUGUAAUAAAUUUGUAUGUUUGAAUUAAAUCAAGGAUAAACGGUCCUUUCCGUUGUUCUAA
Messenger RNA from Nelumbo nucifera (sacred lotus), 1140 nucleotides. NCBI's taxonomy places the organism in Eukaryota, Viridiplantae, Streptophyta, Magnoliopsida, Proteales, Nelumbonaceae. The record is from RefSeq and is a predicted model, not a curated record.